Messenger RNA from Melanotaenia boesemani (Boeseman's rainbowfish), 2066 nucleotides. It is a transcript of the gene phf6, whose product is annotated as PHD finger protein 6. NCBI's taxonomy places the organism in Eukaryota, Metazoa, Chordata, Actinopteri, Atheriniformes, Melanotaeniidae. The transcript has 11 exons. Gene Ontology annotation, cellular component: nucleus. Bases 187 to 1275 code for a protein of 362 amino acids. The record is from RefSeq and is a predicted model, not a curated record.
UACCCGGAAGUCCUGCUAUGUAGCGGUACAGCUAGCUUAAUGCUAGACUGAAAAGCACACAAUCACUUCUGAAGGACGGGAAGAAACACAGUCGUUGUCCGGAACACUUUCUCACUAUUUGUACCUUUUUCGGCGACAUAAGAUAAUUAUUAGCAGACUUUUGGGCACACAGAAAAGGCUUCGGUCAUGUCAGGACAGAGGAAAGGAGCUGCAGCGCGGCUGCCCAAAUGUGCCUUCUGCAGAAGCAACUGUGACAAGGAAUGUGGUCAGCUGCUGGUGUCCGACAGCCAGAAGGUGGCAGCCCACCAUAAGUGCAUGCUUUUCUCUUCAGCUUUGGUCACAUCACACUCAGACAACGAAAACAUUGGAGGAUUUUCCAUUGAGGACGUAAAAAAGGAGAUUAAGAGAGGAAAUAAAUUGAUGUGCUCUUCAUGUCACCGACCAGGCGCGACUAUCGGCUGCGAUGUGAAGACGUGCCGGAGGACGUAUCACUACUAUUGUGCUGUGAAGGACAAAGCCCAGAUCAAAGAGAAUCCCUCACAAGGGAUUUACCUUGUUUACUGUCGCAAACAUCGGGAUGCUUCUCAGGAUGACAUUCAGGAUGACGAGGGUGGUGUGGCCAACGACUCAGAUUCAUCCCCUCCUCAAAGCAGAGGUAGGGGAAGGUUUGAGAAGGGGAGAACCAAGGUCGGCUCUCGUGGCCAGUCAGAAGAAUCCCGCUCUACCUCCUCACAGGCAGCAGAAGAGGAGAGCUCCUCCCAUCGGGACAGGUCACCUCUUCGGACCAGUCCGGGAGAUGGCGGCCAGCGCUGUGGAUUCUGCCACGCUGGAGAGGAAGAAAAUGAAACUAGAGGGAUGCUACAUACGGACAACUCCAAGAAAGUGGCUGCACACUACAAGUGCAUGCUUUUCUCCUCGGGGACGGUACAGCUGACCACUACAUCACGGGCCGAAUUUGGAAACUUUGACGUGAAAACCGUUAUCCAGGAAAUCAAACGAGGGAAAAGAAUGAAAUGCACAUUGUGUACUCAGCUGGGUGCUACCAUUGGGUGUGAAAUCAAGGCGUGUGUGAAGACCUACCAUUAUCACUGCGGUCUGCAGGACAAAGCCAAAUACAUCGAAAACAUGGCCCGUGGUAUUUACAAGCUAUAUUGCAAGAACCACAGCGGCAACGAGGAGCGGGAUGAGGAGGACGAGGAGCGAGAGAAUCGCAGCAGAGAGAGGGCAGCCAUUGACCACGGAGGAACACCGUCCACACAAGUCAAUGGCAACUAGGUUUGGCUGAAAUGUUUUAUGUGAAGAAAAGCAGAAGACGACAUGGGAGAGCUAUUUUUUAUACUAAAUCUUAGCCAACUCUCCAAGUUGUGGUCUCGGGCUCUCAUGAGUCUUUCACUUGGUUUCUUCCGGUAAAUGGACAUAAUGUUCCAACGUGCACCAGAUGUCGUCUUCAUGAAAAACCUGUUUUGAGUUGACUGGGCGAGCUUUUCACAGACUGGUGUUACUCCAGCAUCGGACUGCUGCAGCAUCACGAAAAGCCACGGCUCAUCGAAUCCAAGACUCAAGUCAGGACCACCGACUGACACCAUGAAUAAAAGCUGAUGGACUGAUUUUUUUGAUUGUCACUCACUGCCUGUGCCCCCUCCCCAGAUUACAUGAACCACACUUGCUGAAAGCUGAAGCAUUCUUUCCCUCCUUUAGCCUCUGAAGGACUCACUUUUAAGAGGGGUCUUAUUUGUUACUAGUCUCUCUGAAGUUGUGCAGUUUGAUUACCUUGUUACUGUAAUCAUGUCUUAAGAAUAUUUUAGCCUUUCUUUCUUGAUAUGUAGUAUUUUGCUACUGUAUUAUCAUCAUGAGUACUUUUGAAUAUCUGGAUCUCAGAAAGUCACAAGUUUUGCCAGCAUGCACUUGGUUUUCCCACUGGUAAAGGUGGUGGUUUUUUAUUUGGCUGCUAAAGGGCGCAGUAGAGCCCUUUAGAGAAGUUGGCUCGACUCUGUUUGAUGUGUUGUUACUCGUAUCUCAACAAAUGUAUCCAUGAAUGAUUGGAAUAGAAAAUAUUUUAUUUUACA